Messenger RNA from Zygosaccharomyces rouxii, 480 nucleotides. RefSeq names its product F1F0 ATP synthase subunit delta (gene ATP16). The record is from RefSeq and is a predicted model, not a curated record. The transcript has a single exon. The coding region runs from base 1 to 480 and encodes 159 amino acids. Gene Ontology annotation, biological process: proton motive force-driven ATP synthesis. NCBI's taxonomy places the organism in Eukaryota, Fungi, Ascomycota, Saccharomycetes, Saccharomycetales, Saccharomycetaceae. Gene Ontology annotation, molecular function: proton-transporting ATP synthase activity, rotational mechanism.
AUGUUCCGUCUAAACGCUGCUAGAACUUUGACAAAAUCUGUCAACGCUGUUGCUAAGCGUACUUAUGCCGAAGCUGCCGCAAAUGAUUUUCUGAAAUUAAAAUUUGCUUUACCUCAUGAAACUUUAUUUGCUGGUACCAAAGUUACUCAAGUCAAUUUGCCAGCAAAAUCUGGUGGCGUUGGUAUUCUAGCAAAUCACGUCCCAACUGUGGAACAAUUGAGCCCAGGUGUUGUGGAAAUUUUUGAAGGUGCCAACACCAAGAAAUACUUUGUUUCUGGUGGUUUCGCAUCUGUGCAACCAGAUUCCACUUUGUGCGUUACCUCCGUGGAAGCUUUUCCAUUGGAAUCUUUCUCUCAAGAGAAUGUCAAAUCUUUGAUCAGUGAUGCCAACAAGAACUUGAGUUCUUCUGACGAAAAGGUUGCUGCUACCGCUGCUAUCCAAUUAGAAGUUCUGGAAGCUCUACAAGCAGCUCUAAAAUAA